GCGGGCGGCGACCCGCUGUCGGCGGGCGGCAGCAUCGAGGUGGUGGACUUGUACCUGCUGCCCGAGCCCUUCUCCGGGCUGAUCGCGGGGGAGUUCGGGCCGCUGCUGGUGCUGAGCUGCCGGGUGUGCCUGGAGGAGAAGCCCAUCAAGCCCCUGUCCUGCUGCAAGAAGGCGGUGUGCGAGGAGUGCCUCAAGCGGUACCUCAGCUCCCAGGUGCAGCUGGGACAAGCGGAUAUAAAAUGCCCCAUCACAGAGUGUAGCGAACACCUGGAUGAAACAACUGUCCUCUAUAACCUGCCCCACGACGACAUCAUCAAAUAUAAAUAUUUCCUGGAACUCAGCCGCAUCGACUCCAGCACCAAGCCAUGCCCUCAGUGCAAGCACUUUACAACCUUCCGGAGGAGAGGCCACAUUCCUACCCCUGCCAAAUUGGAGAACAAAUACAAAAUCCAGUGUCCAUCUUGCCAAUUUGUCUGGUGUUUCAAGUGCCACUCUCCCUGGCAUGAAGGCAUUAACUGCAAAGAAUACAAGAAGGGAGACAAGCUGUUGCGUCACUGGGCCAACGAAAUCGAACACGGGCAGAGGAAUGCCCAGAAGUGUCCAAAAUGCAAGAUCCACAUCCAGAGAACAGAAGGGUGUGACCACAUGACCUGUUCACAGUGUAACACUAAUUUCUGUUACCGUUGUGGGGAGAGAUACCGCCAGCUCCGGUUCUUCGGAGAUCACACCUCAAACCUCAGUAUCUUUGGAUGCAAAUACCGCUACCUCCCCGAGAGACCACAUUUAAGGAGAUUAGUGCGAGGCUCUGUCUGUGCUGGAAAAUUACUCAUUACGCCCCUAAUACUGGUUCUGGGACUGGCACUGGGAGCCAUAGCUGUUGUAAUAGGUUUAUUUGUGUUUCCUAUCUAUUGCCUUUGUAAAAAGCAGAGGAAAAGAUCACGGACAGGUAUGCCCUGUGUUUCUCCUCCUGAGAUGAUCUGAAGAGAAUAGCGAUCCUUGCUCUUUUUUCCUAACUUCAGAGUACCACUGUUUGCCACCAGACCUCUUUCUCAGCGCAUCAUCACAACAGCAGUGUAAUUCAGCAUUAGGAAUCAGCUACUGAGAAUUUUUUCACUUUUAGUUAUAAUCCAAAUUUAUCGUACAAAUAUAACUUAAAAGAAAAAAAAAUAGUAUAAAAUAAAUUUGUGUAAGCAGAACACUGAAACAAUAAAGAAAGGAACUGAAUAAGAGAAAUAUCUACUUUAUACUUUAAAAAUGCAAGCUGAUCUUAAAGAAAAGAAGAUUGGAUUUGUACUGUGAAGGUACUUUUUUUCGGUAUGUGUGUUUGAAGAUACAUAUGUGUGUGUGUGAUAUAUAUAUAUAUAUCUAUAUCUAUGGGGGGAGGGGGAAGCAGGGAGAUGGGCAAUGUCCUAAAGACUCUACAGACUUCAGAAUUUAGGCCUGUAAAUAGCAUAUCGUUUGAGAGGAUGUACUUUGCACCACUUUCUUUGAAAAUUGUUACUAAAUCUGAAUCUAGCUGUAACUUUUAAGUAAAUAGUAUUCUGUCCCACCAACAUAAUACUGUUAUAAGAUACUCGCUUUGACUUCAAAGCCUCAGUGGAAGAAACUGAUGAAUUUUGUUUACCUGGAAACACAAAUAUCAGCUUACCGUAGCUGGCUAGUAUGCGUAUUUUCUGACAGCUUCUGGUUUUGUUUUCUUGGAGUUUUUUCUUGUUGAAACUGUGUGUAUAAGCACACCAUAGUAGUCAACAAGUACUUAAUAUUUCCACUUGAAUUUAAGGACAUGUUGUCCCUGUUGUCCUAACAGUAGAAAUAGUACCUUUGUAAGACUUGCGAGUUAAGCAGGGAAGCAAUGACAUUUAGAAGUAAAGUUCAAAGCCUAUUAUCAAUGCAAAACCACCUGUUAAUUAGAUUUCUUCUUCUGUGACACAUCAGUUUUCUAUUUGUGUUCUGUCUGAGGUUGGAAGCUGCCUUAAAAUUGGUCUUGUUAUUGAGUGUGUUUUCUGAGGCUAUACAUAUCAGUUGUCUUUUUGGCUUACUCAGGGAUUUUUAUUCCUUUCUUUAAAUGUCAAAUAAUGAAGAUAUUUUUGUAUUAUUUAGAAAAACCUUCAGACCUCAGAGAGUGAGAGAGAGAGAGAGAUCUGGGUUUGCAAUGCUGUCUGUAAUAUGGUGUCAAACUAUUCCACUUGAGAAUAUUUUAGUACUUGAGAUUAUCUGUAAUUAACUAUCUAGUGGAUUAAUUUCCUUUCUUUUCCUGGUUCUUUAUAAAUAUGUGGAAUAUUCUUACAGUCUUUGUAGCUGUUUUCACUCUGCCAUGUUUGCCAUUUUCGGUUUCUGAUGGGAGUUCAGUAAAAUCUGAAAUUAAGGUGCUAAAAUAAAGAGCAUAAAAGGGAAGAUAAUAGAUCUGCACUUAUUUAUAUUCAGAAAGCGUGUCAUUAUGGGUGGAGGAAAGGAACACACAUCUCAGCUCCGACAUUAUCAUUUCAUCUAGGCCAUUUUGAUUUUAUCGGAACAGAUUAAAUCGAAGGGAAAUAGUUCUUCAUUUUCCUCACAUAGCAAAAUGAGGCAUCUUUGACCUUGUAAAAUGAGAGUCUAAUCUUGCUUUCUCUGUAAGAAAAAAAAUGGGAAUGACAAAAAUACUUGCUUUUGGCUUUCUGUAGAACAGGAAGAAUUGUCAAGAGCCAGAGUAGAGAUAUGGGAGUCUUUUUCCAUCCAUAUAAAAAUAUUCCCACUUGAAUACAAUUUUCCAUCAAUAUUAUGUAACAUAACCAACAGAAAUGUGAAAAGUAGUUUAGUACAAAACUUCAUUCAAUAAAAUGUUACCUUUUAAACAGCUCUUCUCAUAUCAUAGAAAAUCUUAUAUACAUCAAAGUAAUUUCAUUUGUUUUACAAGAGUUAAUUUAUCAAUUGAAAGAAAUGGAAUGAACUUCGUUUCUUUCCUUAUGUAAUCGUCUUUUGGUUUUUGUAACUGUACUCUAAAGAAACCAUCAAACUGUUCUACUCCAUCUCUGUUAGCAGAAGACUUCAUCAGGCAGCUAAAUUAACCUGCUAAGGCAGGUUUCGUGCUACUGUAUUGCUGAUCAUCAGGAUUGCUUUCACCACAUUUAAUAUUUAAGAUUAUCUAUCCUUGAGCGAAGCUGUUGCUCACCAAUAGUAGGAAAUGCUUAAAUCCUUUCUACAUAAGCCUCCUCUUUCUAGCUUGCCUGGAAAUGGGCCGGCUGGACACACCAGUCGGGGGGGGAGCUGUUUUCACUUUCUCUGCUUUCUCCACUAAGAGUAAUUAGUUGUAUUUCAUUAAUUGGGUCAAGUUUCAGGGCUGCUCAAGCGCAUCAGUGGCAAGAUGAGUCUGACUGCAGCCUCUUAGAGCAUGGUAAGGUGUAUUUGCCGAGCUUAUCCGGGAGCUUGCGACUGGAAAAUAAUUGUGCUUUUCCUUGUGUCAGUCUAUUAGCUGGUGAGAAGAAGAAACAGAGUAAAAAUCUAAGUGAGAGGCAGAAGUGGAGUUCUGAGUAGCUUGUGUUCUAGUUGACCCAUCAGUUUUAGUUGCAUACAAAAAAGUCUGUUACUCUUCAGUUCUCACCUCCUCUAUAAUAAACAGCAUAUUCAUGUCUUUCAAAUGUCAUUAAAAUAUAGUGCACUUUGAGUGAUCUAUUAUCUUCCUUUGGGGCAGUGCAAAUGUGUAAGUAAGGGAGGAUGUUACUAAUGCUGACUUUAUAACUCUUCCUGGUAUGUUAGGGUGUUUCUUUUUAAUUUCCAUCUAUUUAUUGGUUCUGAAAAUUUGAGCAACGUGAUGUUUUACUUUAUUAAAAAUAUUAAUUUGCGGGGACUAUUGCCAGUUUGACUAGAAGGUGUUUUGGAUCACCGUCAGGUAUUCUUUUUAGCCAAGGGGCUUUCUGCUCUUCCAAAGACUGCCAUAGCUUGUGUGAUGUUAAACGGUCUGUAGGUAGGCCAGUAAUUCUGUCAGAGGAUACAAAUUCUCCAGUGACUGAAUGGUUUCUCAUGCCAGUGAGAUCUGAGAAACUGUUUCAUAUUCAAUGGCCAAACAGUUUGCCAUGCAGACUCUGAGGUUUUUUUUUUUUUACAUGUAAUUGUGGUGGCUUGUUUCUUGAGCAAAGCUUGCAUCAGCCGUAAUACUUGGUAUGGUGAUUGUGUACAUCUAAGUUGUGAAAAAGAACCAUGGAUUAGUGUUACUUUUACAGCCUAUGUUAGAUCUCUAAUUUUGCUGAUGGGAAGAAUCCUACCCAAGGAAACUAUUAGAUAAUUUCUUUUAAUUUUGCCGCCUUAUCGUUACAGCAGAUCAGCUCCAUUCCUGACACCAGUCAUAGCCCUGUUAAACCAGAGAAGUCAUACCCAUUUUUAUGCCAAUAUGGAAUUUGGCCCCAAAUACUUUGAUAAAAAUAUCUGCAAGCAUGUUGAUAGCCAUUUUACAGCAACUUGAAAAUGUAAUUCACUUCUGAAGAAAUGCAAACUACUAUGGAGCCAGUCCUCUAACUCCCAGGGUGAUACUAGUGCUAUUUCAUAGGUGCAGGAGAGGGCAGGGAGUAGGGAAAAAUUUCCAAACAUUCUUAUUAAAGCAAAUUGUCAAAGGAAUACUGGCUUUUAAUAUAAUAAAUAGACCUUCUUAAUGUUUUAGUUAUCGGUAAAGCUAGAAACAACAUCUAUAGAGUGUUAAAUAACGUCUUAAAAUUCUGCUUUCUUCAGUGUAACAGGUAUUAACACAGUGUAAGAAUUUGACUUACAGCUACUAAAUAUUUUUCAGACUUAACACAUAAACUUGAAAAAGAGGGCACACAAAUAUUUAAAAAGCUGUAUCACUGAUGUAUUUGGUGGCUUGUCUUGCUACUGUUAUGUGAAGAACCAGCUGAGCCUUGAUUCAACUGCAGGACUAGCAGUGUUUUCACUUAAGUACUUCUCAAGCUGUAACACAACAGCCCCCAAUGUUUUUCUUAAUAAAACUAACAAAUGCAGCUUGUUUCAGUUACACAGGACUGUACCUUCCUGGCUGAUCCAUCCUUAUCAUUCUGUGCUCAGGAUCUAUACGUUCACUGACGCUGCUCUUAGCCUGAUGGUGAAAUACCAUAAGGUAGGGAAAUGAAAACUGAUCUUAGAGUAUGCGCUCUGAUUUCAAAGGUGAAAAUGUGUAGUAAGCUUAAAUUACUUAGUUCAUAGUAAAAAAGAAACACAAACUCCUAAGCAUAAUUCCAGCUGCUUAUUUCUAAAUAUAACUUUUUUUUUUAAAAAAAAGAGUAGUUACAAUAGCAAUUAGUUUAUUUAAAAAUGCAGACUGUGGAAAAGAAAACAUUUUUGGAGCCUAUUUGGCUUAUCAAAACUUGAAAAAUUAAUCUGAAGUGCUUUGGAUGAAUCGGAGUCAGAAAAGGAGAAAUUUAUUGUGGAAAAAUGUUUUAUAUAUCUUUAGCAUAAGCAUGGAUUUUGCACAUACCUGCUUAAACACAGCUGCAUGGUAACCCCAUUCAGUGUUUAUCUUGUUGAAAACUUGUCAGACUGAAAACAGUAUUGUUGAAAUUUUAACCUACUGUCACUGAGCAUGAUGAUACUAAUACGAUGCCACACUUACCUCUUUUAGAAGGAAAACCUACUUACGGAAUCCAAACAAGCUGUUCAGAUAUUUUAAACCUGCCCUGUAAAAGUGCUGAUCCAGUCAAGAAACAUUUUCUUGCCUUAUGCAAGUUCUGGGUGAGCAGAUGGAUUCAGUCUUUAGUCAUGAACUAUCUUUUUGCAAAAAAAAAAUAAUGCACUCUUAAGAGUUCGUCAUAUUAAUUUACAUUCUGCUGCUUCCUGUCCAGAAAUUGCAUGGACAGGGGUAGAUUUACAUUUCACAGUGUUUACGAUCUCAUCCUAAAAUGUUUACCAUAUUUCCAUUUGUUAUACACUUUAUUUCUAAUGCUCUUCUUUUCUUUCCAAUUUCCAUAAUUUCAAACUGACGUGUGAAAAUGGCUGAAGAUGAAAUUGGACCUGGAAAAUGUGAUCUCAUAAGAAGUCAUUUCAGUAAUGCUUUGCUUUAGCAGCAAAAGAUUAACUCUGUUUUAUUUAAAUUACCUAAAUGCAAAAUGCUGAAAUCUGGUUUUCUUCAGGGCUUCUAAUUUUGCAUUUUUUUGAAAUAUAAUUAAACAACACAGUUGUCUUUGCUACAUAACUAACCAACCAAGUCCAAAUAACUUUUUAAGGUAUUUGUUAAUUCUUUAGACUAUGGUAGAGAUGAGAAUAAUAAGUGUGGAAAGAAAGAAAACAAUCUCUGUUUCUGAGGAGGUUGUCCAAGCUGAACUUUAUCCUAAUUCCAUGACAAUUCAAUGAGAAAUCUUCUCCUGCCCCCAUCUCUUUUAUAUAUUUUAAGAUGAAUAAUUGCCUUUAAAAUAGGGUUAAUUUGAAUGGCAAGAGGUCAGGGUAGUGAGAUGAAGAAUCACAUCCUUUUUAGUGUACAGGCUUGUGGCACAACUAGAGUGCUGGACAAAACACUGUGGAUUCAUUAAAAAACCAAUUUCUAAGACCACGUUUGGGCUAUGUACACGCCAGAUGCAUCAGUGAUUAGAACUUUCUGUAGUAUAUUUAUUCGAUGACUAAGAAGUUACAAGAACUGGAGGUAGGCAAUACCCAUGUAAUCAGUGCUUGAAUUCCAGUAUUCAGUGUGUUUUGUAAAAUGAGAAAUUAUAAACGUGUAAGUGCCUUAUUGCUUGAAAGAAAUGAAAGGUGUUAGUUCUCCUCCAUAGAGCAAUAUGGGAAUUCCUGUUACGUGGGCUCCUACAGACAGACAUAUUAAGCCAAAGUAACCAAUACUGGUUUGCUCAGAAAAUUGAAAAAUGUUACAUUAGUGAAGAAGUUACAACUUUAUGAAUUAUCAAAGUAAUCUGCCAUGCCUGUUUUAAAUCUGAUGAUCUCAUUUCUGAGUUUUUUUAACUUGCUGUUCACCUCUCUUCCCGUCUCUCCCUUCAGACUUCUGCAGAAAUGCAUCUUUAUGUGCUCUCAGAAUGAGUUUGGUCUUCCAGCGUAGCCAGCUAGGAGUUUUUAAACCACUUAAAGCAAUGCAACUUUUCAGAGAAGAUAAUUCAGCUGAAGUUAAGUUAGACCACAGCCAGUGGUAUGUUGUACCCUCAAACUCCAGGGCUCAAACGGGCCCUGUUGGCACCAACUCAUGAAGAUGGAAGCCCUGAGGACCGUGGCGCACAGAGGUGCACUGUAGCUGGGUUGGGACUCAGUUAAACAGCAUUUCGGUGCUAGCCAGCUUGAACUAAUAUAUAUUUUUAAUGGAAGUUGGUAAUUCCUGUGGGGUGGGUAUCUUGAUGGACUAAACCAUCAAACAAGCUUGGUGGAGCAGCUCUGGGAUCUCUGCCCAGCUCUUCAUUGCAUGGUGGAAGGUAUGAUCAGAAAAAAACUAGUAUUCAUUUUACCUUCUCCAGAUAGCUUCAAAAUGGAUACUGUAGGGUUUAUUUCUUUUUCUGGAAUUAUUUCCUUUCCGAGAAGACAGUAGAAUUUUAUCUUUGGUCAUCUAGAUUUUCCAAAGGACCUGUUUUUUCUUACUAAUACUGCUCCCGCUUUUGUCCAUCUAUUGGAAGUCAGGUGCCAAUAAAAAGUUGCUUUUCUAAAAUUAUCUUGAAUUAUAUGAACUUCUGUUAGAAAUUAUCUUUUUAAAAAUACUGCAUUUAUAUAAAGGUAAUUAUUAGAAGGAAGUUGGCUUAAUAAAGGGGAGGUAAAUUAAAAAUUAUGCUUAGAAGGUCUGUUUAUAGUAAAUUCAUCAUAAAAUGGUUUUGCUGUGUUCAGUUUCCUCCAGUAAAAAUUUGUGAAGGAAGGAAGGAAAAGGAGAGAGAAAUGAAGAUGAGAGGAAUAUUUCUUGGAACCUUUUCAUCUCCUGAAAUUUGUGAGUUUUCCAGAACUGUAGGAGGGGCUUUUCUUUUCUUUUUUUUUUUUCUUUUUUUUUCUCCCCUACAAUUCUUAAUUAGUAAUAUAGCUGUUACUUGCAGCAUUAUUUUUUCAUGAAAUAUCACACAGGAAUGUUUAAUCAGGAAAUAGCUUGCAUACCUGAAGUUUUUGGUGACAGGGAAUUUGAUUUGGAGCCAUACUGCAAUAAAAUUAUAACUAAAUUAUCACUCUUACAGAUAUCUUAAUAACUUCUAUUUCGGUAUUAUCUCCAGUUCUUAGGUAUUAACUAAGGCAUUGUAUAACUCAUGGAAUCAGAGGCACCAUGUAUCAAAAUACUACUUCAGUCUUAUGAGUUACUGUUUAUUUUUAAAAGUUAUUUCCUUAGAUUACAUUCUUCUCUCUUACAACCAGCAGGCACACGGUCAAAAUGCUGAUAAGGCUUUUCCAUUAUCUUUCUCUUGCAUUUUGCUGAUUUUUUUUUUUGUUUGUUGCAUAGUAUUGCAACAAGGGUCUUCGUGCUGUAACUUGACAAAAGUAUUUGAUAGUCUUGGGCAAUAUUUUACAAAGAAUUCAUCUUCAAGUUGGUAUUUUAAAUGUAUACCAGUAAGCACUGUUGAGUGCUACCUUUGUGGCUGCUUUAGUUCACGUCAAUGUUUUGUAAGGAUUAUUUCUUGCUACCCUCUUCAGAGUGCCUUUUUAAUUUAGGAGGUCCAGAGACGGUUUGCUGAAGUUUUCUGUUGAAUCUACCAUAGUAAUAUCUGAUUUUUAAACUUGUCCUGAUGAAUGUAUAACUGAAAUCAUGUUCUUUAAAAAGCUAUAGUAGACACAGUCAUAUAUGCACACGUACAUGCAUGGAUACGAGGGAAGGUGUUCUGCCAAUGUUUGUCCUGCUGGACAGGACCUUUUGAAAGUAAGUGAAUUUUUUAACAGUUUUAUUUUCAAAAUGUUACCUCACUAGUAUUCAGUAAUAGGUAUGUCUCUGUACUGCUUCACUUUGCUAAAUGCAAUCACAUUUGUGGUAGGCAGUUUAAUUUAAAAGACUUUGCGAUGAAAUCUGGUGUCCGUAUCGUGAAGUUCGUAAGUAAAACCUUACGGUACUUCAUUUCCUUUUAAAGGCAUUCCUUCCGCUUACACUGAUAUCCCAAGCCCCUGUUAACCAACAGACUGAAAAAGUGCUUCCCCGUGAUGAAAUGGAAGAAUGUAAAGUAGCAUUUGAAUGCACUCCACCUGUCUUGGAACCGAUAUUCAGAAAUAGGCGGAUGUUGUGGAUUUAAUGAACUGCGGGAAGAUAUAUAUUGUAGAGUUCGUUCACUUGCACACAAGGGGUUUUACAAUGUCAUCUAGUAACGUCUACCUAAUAAAGUUUUGAAAAAGAAAAAUAAAA
Molecule: messenger RNA, 9253 nt
Organism: Calidris pugnax (ruff)
Lineage: Eukaryota; Metazoa; Chordata; Aves; Charadriiformes; Scolopacidae
Gene: RNF217
Product: ring finger protein 217
Exons: 7
Biological process (GO): protein polyubiquitination; ubiquitin-dependent protein catabolic process; positive regulation of proteasomal ubiquitin-dependent protein catabolic process
Cellular component (GO): ubiquitin ligase complex; cytoplasm
Molecular function (GO): zinc ion binding; ubiquitin protein ligase activity; ubiquitin conjugating enzyme binding
Source: RefSeq, a predicted model, not a curated record